Molecule: messenger RNA, 3049 nt
Organism: Onychostoma macrolepis
Lineage: Eukaryota; Metazoa; Chordata; Actinopteri; Cypriniformes; Cyprinidae
Gene: chrna2b
Product: cholinergic receptor, nicotinic, alpha 2b (neuronal)
Exons: 6
Coding region: 858-2267 (469 amino acids)
Biological process (GO): signal transduction; chemical synaptic transmission; nervous system process
Cellular component (GO): postsynaptic membrane; synapse; neuron projection
Molecular function (GO): transmembrane signaling receptor activity; acetylcholine-gated monoatomic cation-selective channel activity
Source: RefSeq, a predicted model, not a curated record
AUAGACACUCCGUUUUUGGCAACACAGCACUCUUCUCACGUGAUAUUGCUGAAGUUUAACCGUGUAGAAUAAUUUGCCUGGAAACAUUUUUGAGCAAAUCCAUUACAGUCGACAGAUGAGAAGUGAUGAUGCGUGUAAUUAUAUAUGAUUAAAAAAAAUGAAUGGGAGUUAAUCCCCUGAUGAAGCGCUUUAAUACUAUAUGUUUUAGUUAUUUAACAUGCAAAUAGUGCGGUCAGUGAGCCCUAGAUAAAUUAAUAGGCUCUCUUUCCCGUUAGUUCAUUUAUGUAUUUAAACUCUAGCUCUGUAAAUUCACACACUUGCGUAAUAAUCUGUCAUGCUACACUCAAAUCUAUAAGAAAACUUUCCAAAUAAGCUGAGCGUGCAAAACCGCUCAUAGCUUCUCUAGCAAUCUGAAUGUUUGGCACUUCAGUAUGAACCAAGUUCACUGUAAGAUAAUGUAAUUUGCUUUGUGACUGCCAUUUAUAUGCCAAGUUGUGGACAGGACAGUAAUUCAAAAUGCCUCCACUUUCUCAUUGUCAUAUGUUUUAAUGUGAAAAGAGCUUUAUAGAAGUCGAAAUAGACUGUAUAUACAGGAUGUAAAAUUCUUUCUGUAUAUGCUAAGUCUAAGCAUAUAAAAUAGGCUGUGUUCACCAAACAGUAGUAGCAUAAGAUCAUUAAAAAUCUUACUAGUCUCUUGUUGCGAGAAGACUCAUUCACACGCUGAAGAUGAACUCUUCAAAAAGCUCUUUGAUGGCUACAACAAGUGGUCAAGGCCUGUACCAAACACCUCCGAUGUUGUCAUUGUCAAGUUCGGUUUAUCUAUUGCCCAGCUGAUUGAUGUGGACGAGAAGAAUCAGAUGAUGACAACAAAUGUCUGGCUAAAGCAGGAGUGGAAUGACUAUAAACUACGCUGGAAGCCUUCAGACUACGACAAUGUGACUUCUAUCAGGGUUCCGUCAGAACUAAUCUGGGUCCCGGAUAUAGUUUUGUACAACAAUGCAGACGGGGAGUUUGCGGUGACCCACAUGACCAAAGCCCACCUCUUCCACACAGGUAAAGUGCGCUGGGUUCCACCUGCCAUCUACAAGAGCUCAUGCAGCAUCGAUGUCACCUUCUUCCCCUUUGACCAGCAGAACUGCAAGAUGAAAUUCGGCUCGUGGACUUACGACAAAGCCAAGAUCGACCUGGAGCGCAUCGAGAACACGGUCGACUUGAAAGAUUACUGGGAGAGCGGCGAGUGGGCCAUCAUCAAUGCUGUUGGCACCUACAACACCAAGAAGUACGACUGCUGCCAUGAGAUCUACCCAGACAUCACCUACUUCUUCAUCAUCCGCCGUCUGCCGCUCUUCUACACCAUAAACCUCAUCAUCCCCUGCCUGCUCAUCUCCUGUCUGACCGUUCUGGUCUUUUACCUCCCGUCCGAUUGUGGUGAGAAGAUCACGCUGUGUAUCUCGGUCCUCCUCUCGCUCACCGUCUUCCUGCUGCUCAUCACAGAAAUCAUCCCCUCCACCUCGCUCGUGAUCCCACUCAUUGGCGAAUACCUCCUCUUCACUAUGAUCUUCGUCACCUUGUCCAUCGUCAUCACCGUCUUCGUGCUUAACGUCCACCACCGCUCGCCCAGCACUCAUAAGAUGCCCCGCUGGGUUCACUCAGUCUUCUUGGAUUUGAUCCCACGGUGGUUGUUUAUGCGUAGACCUGCACCGGACAGCCGUCGCAGGCAGAAACUCCUCCUCCUGCAGCGGCAGGGCCAAGGAAUGACGUCACGGGUGCUUGGACCAGCGAACGCAACCCUCAGUACAUCUACCAGCUGGUUCAGAGGGGAGGACGAGUCCCGCAGACGCUUCUGUUAUAAGGACUUAGAACUGGGAACGCUGUCCUCGGCGAUCUCGCUUUCACUCCAAACCCCGUCGCCCUGCCCUCUCGCCUCGACUCCACCUCCUCUACAGAAAUUUGCCCCCUCCUCUAGACUGGAGUUGGGCCUGGCUUCCAGGCAGCUUGGUGGAAGAGUUAAUGUCACAAAGCGGCCUGACAACAUGAUGCCAGACAACCCAGGGUUCCCUCUGUCCCCCAGUGUCCUGCAAGCUCUGGAGGGGGUUCACUACAUAGCAGACCACCUGAGAGCAGAAGAUGCUGACUUUAGUGUAAAAGAGGACUGGAAGUAUGUUGCUAUGGUAAUAGACAGAAUCUUCCUAUGGAUGUUCAUCAUAGUUUGUUUGCUGGGCACAAUCGGACUCUUUCUCCCGCCCUGGCUCGCAGGCAUGAUCUAGAAAACACAUUAGUGAGUAUAUUAUACUCACUAACAAUAAGGACAAUAAGGACUUCUAAUGUAUAGGCUUCCACAGGAAGAACCAGCAUGGGGACACAACGCCCCUUCUAGCAGGGAGCAUCACGCAUGAGAUUGCGUGCUGAGAUUUCCCAGAUGCAUGUUUGACAUCAGGAUUGUGGCAUCAAAUACCUGACAUUUACUUAGGUCAGAUAUUGAGAGGAAAGCCACAAAUUAAAGAAGCUUGUCUAUGAAAACGCUUGUAUUUGAAUGUAUAACCUUAAAUAUUACUGUAAAAAUUUAAAGUGCCAACUGGAAGGAACUACACAAAUUUAACUGAUUACAUAAAUAAAAGCACUGAGGUUGUUAUUUCUCAUGUCUUGUUACUCUUCAUAUCAAAGAGUGCACACUAAAGAGAUGAGACAAAGUGGUUUGUGGUUAUGUGUGUGUGUUGAGUCUGUCUUGGUACCAACCUCCUGAUAUAAUUUAAAGAGAUGUUUUACCAAAAAUUUAAUUUCUGUCAUUUACAGUACAUAUUCAUGUUUUUACAGAAUGGUAUGCAUGUCUGUCUUCUGCAAAACCUGAACAAGAUAUUUUCAGAAAUGUUUUUUUUUCAUACAGUGGAAGUCACCAAAACCAAAAAAAAAAUACCUUUAAUACAGACGCAUAAAGACUUAUAUCCGUUAUCUUAUGUCUCACCUGUUCUGUUGUGUAUUUGGAAGUCACGUUUACAAGUAACAACACCUUUUAAUGUUGUUUGCAAGCAUAAAAAGCAUAUUUGUGCAU